Panonychus citri (citrus red mite) is the source of this 1359-nucleotide messenger RNA. It is a transcript of the gene eIF3m, whose product is annotated as eukaryotic translation initiation factor 3 subunit M-like. Lineage: Eukaryota; Metazoa; Arthropoda; Arachnida; Trombidiformes; Tetranychidae. The transcript has 5 exons. Gene Ontology annotation, molecular function: translation initiation factor activity. The coding region runs from base 123 to 1292 and encodes 389 amino acids. Gene Ontology annotation, biological process: cytoplasmic translational initiation. Gene Ontology annotation, cellular component: eukaryotic translation initiation factor 3 complex; cytoplasm. The record is from RefSeq and is a predicted model, not a curated record.
CAGGUGGCAGCGAGAUUUGUUUCAUCUAUAAGCCGGAGCCACGUUUUGCCUUCAGAAGAAUUUGUUGUGAAUUUAAUUUCUCACCUUUCUCAACAAUUAGAGUUUUAAUUUAAUUAUUCAUCAUGAUCCCAACAUUCACCGACAUCCAGGAACUUGGUCAGUGUGAAGAGCUUCGUGUCUAUUUCAAUAGUCUUGGUGCUUCUUUGGUUAAACCGGAUGAAGAUGGUUUCUAUGAAGAUCUAAAGCAAAUUAUUAGCGUUUGUGAUCUAUGUUUCAAGGAAGAAAAAGAUUCCGAUAAACAAUCGGUUCUCAAUAGUAUUGUGUCAUUGCUUAUUCAAGUACCUCAAACUGAUUCAGUUUGUAGUGAAUUGAUCAAUGCUUUUUGUGCCAAAUUGGUUGAAACUGCAAAUCCCAGUGAUGGAUUGAUUAGCAUUAAAAUUUUGCAAAAUCUUUUCGAGGGAACUGGUGCUAAUCCAAGCCUUAACUAUGAUAUUUACUUAAGUCUUGUCAAAAUCGCCGGCAGUAUUGGUCAUAUUGACCUGGUCUAUGAGGACUUGAACAAGGUUCGAUCAAUGUACAAUAAGGAAAGUGUUGGUCUUGAUAAGGUGCAAAAACUCUUAAGACUUUUACAUGAAGUUCUCUCAAAGGAAAAUAGCCAUGAAGCAUCAAAAGUCAUGAUUGAAUUGUUAGGAACUUAUACCGAGGCCACUGCAUCUCAAGCUCGAUCUGAUGCACAUCGUUGUAUAGUUUCAUUUCUUUCGGACCCAAAAACUUUUCUCAUGGAUCAUCUUUUAGCAUUGAAGCCUGUUAAGUUUCUCGAAGGCGAAUCAAUUCACGAUCUUCUCCUAAUCUUUGUCUCAGACAAGCUUACUGGAUAUAUCAAAUUCUACAAUUCUCAUAAACAAUUGAUUGAAAAUUUAGGUUUGUCACAUGAACAAAAUCUGCAUAAGAUGAGAUUGUUAACUUUCAUGCAAAUUGCUGAGAACAAAAAGGAGCUUUCUUUCCAAACAAUUAAGGAAGAAUUGCAAUUAAAAGAUGAGGACGUUGAAGCUUUUGUCAUCGAUGUUCUAAGAACCAAAUUAUUAAAGGCAAAAGUUGAUCAAGUUAACAAGAAGGUUUCAGUCACUUCAACCAUUCAUCGGACUUUUGGAAGACAACAGUGGCAACAACUUCGAGACACUUUGACACAAUGGCAAGAAAAUCUUGCUCAUAUCCACAACACCAUUGGCAAUGCUAUUUAUGCUCAACAUGAACCAAUGGCACCAAUUAAUGCUAAUCCAAUUCCCUCUUGAAUCAAAAAUAGUAUCAAAAAGUGUAUUAAAAAAAAGUGAUUCCAUACGAGAGGUUGAACAAUGAAAA